AUGGAUAAGGGGGCCGGCAAUGUAUGUUGGGCAUCGGUCAUCGAUGGAGUCCUGAUCGAAAUCUUCUCCAAGCUAGACUUUGAUUCGCUGAUAUCGGCCGCAAGCGUGUGCCAUUCGUGGCGCUGCGUGGCUCAUUAUCCAGAGUGCUGGGAUUGUGUCCACUUCAAUCAUUAUGAAAGAUUUUUAGACAACUACAUCAAAGAAACUGCAAUACCUACUGUUAAUCGAGAGAGGACGUUCAGGGAGUCUGAAUACAUGAUAAGGCAUGUUGGAGCCGGAGCCAAGUCAAUCUGUGUCCGCCGCAUUGCUGAUGACACAACGGUCAUGAUGAUUGCGGACAGAUGCCCGUCAAUUGAGUCAAUCUCCCUUCGAGAUACAGAUCGAAUCUCACCAGCUGCUCUUCUCAAUCUAAUCCGCACUUCCAAGCACCUGAAACUCAUCGACGUUAAGUUCUGCAAGGCUGUUUCCGCCUCAUUAAUCGAAGAAAUGGGUCAAUCUUGUCCAAGCAUAGUGGGCCUCAAUUUGGGCCAUCAACGUGUAACAGAAGAUAUGGCAACAGCGAUCGGAAAAUUCAUGCCAAAACUCAAGUGGCUCAACCUCAACAAUGCCACUAUAUCUUCUGAAGUUCUAUAUAAGAUCCUAGACUCGUGCACUGAGCUAGACCACGUUAGCGUCAUACGGUGCCGUAAACUGAUCAUGAACGACGAGCUCAAGAACAGGUCCAGUAGAAUUGAAGAGUUCAAGUACUCCCCUCUGUAUAUUUGCCGAUCAGGGGCGGCUCAACAUUUUCGGAGGCCUUAGGCAAGUCAUAAAAAUAAGCCCUUUUAGUUUAAAAAAUAAAUAAAUAAAAAUAAUAAAUUCAAAAUUAAACAAAAAAUUUGCUUCUUGCCUUUUUAGAAUUUAAUUUAUAAA
This is a messenger RNA of Magnolia sinica, 912 nucleotides long. Its product is annotated as F-box protein SKIP1-like. Lineage: Eukaryota; Viridiplantae; Streptophyta; Magnoliopsida; Magnoliales; Magnoliaceae. The record is from RefSeq and is a predicted model, not a curated record. Gene Ontology annotation, molecular function: protein binding. Bases 1 to 801 code for a protein of 266 amino acids. The transcript has 2 exons.